Molecule: messenger RNA, 633 nt
Organism: Ostreobium quekettii
Lineage: Eukaryota; Viridiplantae; Chlorophyta; Ulvophyceae; Bryopsidales; Ostreobiaceae
Source: the annotation of a GenBank genome assembly
AUGUGGCGAUGGGCUGCCAAGCGGUGCGUGGAGUUCAUUGAGAACGUCAAAGAUUUCCGCCCUCCAUCCCAGAGAACACUGUUCCCAUUAUCAAAAAAGGAAGAUCUACAACAAUGGGAAGUAUUCACGGAUCAACAGUAUGGGGGCCACUCAUUGGCAACGUUGCAAUUAUCAGAUGAUCAGGCACAUGCUGUGUUUCAGGGAGAGUGCUCUGCACAAAUACAGGCAGGAGAAUAUCGAUUGAAGCGAAGUGGGUUUUGCGGGAUGCGCACAAAGAUUUCGGAUGCGAUCGAUAUCUCUGAUUUUGACCAGCUCGUUUUCCGUGUCCGUGGCGAUGGUAACCUGUACCUUGCCAGCAUGAGGACAGAUAACUGGGUGGUGGGGGAGUUACAGAACUUUGACGUCUGGCAAGCCUUAUUGCAUUGCAGACCAGGCGAAUGGGACGAAGUGCAUAUUCCAAUUGAAAACUUCAUGUUGACAUGGAAGGGACGACUUGUCCAGGAACGCGUGGAGAUAAACACAACACGGGUCAAGAGCAUUGGUAUUACACUGGCAGGAUUGGAUGAACAACACUCUUUGGGUUCAUUCAAGAUCGAUGUUGAGUGGAUAAAGGCAGCAAGGCGGAUGGACUGA